AUGGGGAACUCGUCUCCUCGACCUCCACCGGAGCUGGACUCCAGCACCUCCGAACCCUCCUUCAAGGAUUUGGAGACCCACUGCCGGAAGCUCAAUCCGCAGCAGCGAUCUGCCCUGCUGGGGCUCCUGGGAACAGCCAUCGGCGAUGCAGUUGGCUUGCCAUUUGAGCUUCACGCUCAUGCGAAAAAUCGAGAAAGAUUCGCGAUACAGCAGGGGGAAUCCGGUGAGUCGGCUGCUGCAAGGUUUUGGUCCGAUGUGAUGCCUUUCCUUAGCUCGCGCCUUUCUCCUGCUGAAGGGACUUCCUUCUGUCGGAGCUACUCGGACGACACCGUAUGCACCGAUCUGAAGAUGCAUGCCAUAGCCAAGGUCGUUUGGACUUGUGGUGCGAUGAAAGUUCCGGAGAACAGGCUAUUCGAGGCUCUGAUGCAGGAAUUCCUGGCAUGGGCCCAUGGCAGUGGUGGGCAACUGUUUCAAGGUUAUGGCGGCUUUACGAAAGACUUGCUGAAGCCUUCGCGAGGAAAUCGUCUUGGUCAUCUAAAGAUCGAGCUGUUUCAGCCAGACAGCGACUACUGGCCCACAGAAGAUUUCCUCAGAUUCGCACAGGAGCUGGGUGGUGCGAACGUACUUGCGUUGGCACCAGUACUCUCGAGGGUGGGCCGUUCUGCCGGCUUUUUGGAGCAGUUCCGUCUGGAGGAGCACUGCAGUGGAAGCUAUCCUGGUGGCUUCCCUUCUUUCGGGAACGGGGCUGUCAUGAGCAUGACACCGCAGGUGCUCUUCCAGAUGGCUGGAGCAGGACCUGCUGCCCAGGUGCUGUGCUGCACUCACAGUGAGGCUUCCGCGAUGUUGGCAGCGGAUCUGCUAUCCGAACUUCUCCGUGGAAUCCAUGAGCGAAAGCUGAAAAGCGGCAAGGACAUCGGUCGCUUUGUGCUGAAGAGCGCGGCGUGGAAGCAGAGCGUUGCACGCUUGAACCAGCUUCAGGACGACGGCUAUGUUUAUCCAUGUGCUGCGUUUCGAGAAUUCUUGGAGUCCGGUGACUGCAAGGCAGACACUGCGAACUCUUUCCUGCACACGCUCAUCACCAAGGGCAACUUGCCGCCAUCUGAGUCCGAGCUGGUGACCCAUCCAGGACCUUUUGGAUAUUUCGGCGAGAUGCUACGCAUUGCUGCCAACUUUGACGAUGAUGCUGUCCGACAAGGGAACCGGCUUGUCGUCGAGGGGCGCCCGGACGUCCUGGUUCGCUUCAGUCAGCGUGGAAUGAACACGACCAUCAUGGCCAUUUGGUGUGCUGCCGGCGCCAAAACUUGUGUGGACUGGCUUCAACGGAUGUUGUACGUCGGUGGUGACACAGACACGAUCGGUGCCGUGGCAGGUCAGAUUGCCUGCCCUCUCCUUGAGCCCGAUGACGUGAUGAAGUCUUUCCGGCAGGGUGUCGCUCUGGAUGGCUUGCAUGGGCAAGCCGUGGCGGUUGCCAAUGCUGCAGCACGGCGAUUUUUCUACAGGUCCUUGCUAUUUGUUCGUGCAAGCUGGUCACAACUCCUUCAGACUCCCCGGCUCGUUGAUGCAAAGUACGAUGGCCUUACGACACCUGAUGGAAUGCGUCUUGCCGGACAUAGAAGGACAUCCUGCAGAUACGGAGGCAAGUGCUAUGACCGGAAACGCCAGCACCGCUCACAGUACUCGCACCCAGGCGAUGAGGAUUGGCAGCGGCUGCCCUGCCGCUAUCAAAGCCAUUGUCGCAACCGAGCCGACACAGGCCAUCUGCUGGAGUUCAGCCACCCGGGCGACCAUGACUGGGAAGCGCCUUCCAAUGUUGCGGGGGACGCAGCGAAGUCGGAUUCGGACGAUGAGGAGGACGAGAUCACGCGCAAGGAUAGGGAGAUAACGAAGCGGCGACUUCGUGAGCUGGGGCAGCCCGCAACCUUCUUCGCGGAGACAGAUGCGCAGCGGUUCAGGAGGCUGCAGGGCUGCGAGCUUUCUCGUGACCAGGACGUCUUGGCCGAUGGAUCUACGAAUGUUAUGCAGAUCUUGGAUCGGCGCCAGCAAAGGGAGCGAGAGGCUGCAGGUGGCAUUCGACAAGGCGUCGACAUUGUUGAUGCAGAGGAUGCGGAAUUUGCAACACUGGAGGGCACAGUUACGCGACAUGAGCCCAACGACAAUGACAGCGACUCGGAGGAUGACGGGCCAAAGCUUGCCGUGGUCCUUGGGUCGGAGCCGGAUGAGCGCGACAAGGAGCAAGAAGAGGUCCCCGAGCAAAUCCAAGACACUUUCGGAUUGGAUGGUGAAGUUCAGCCACGUCUGAAUUCUUGUGAUGCCACCCAGGUGCACCGGCUGAAAGCCUCUCACAACAGGCAGCCAAGGGUCUGGUAUCAGGACGGUAUGCUGAAGAACCGCGACAGUUCCCGAAUCGAGCUGUAUCAGACAUCCUUUGUCGGCGAAUUUGCGCUUGGGGCGUCGGAACUUGUAGGUGUCAGCUCCAGCUUCGAGAUUGGCCAGGAAGGUCUGUUUGGCGUCCAUGUCAAUGUCAAGCAAGCUGAUGGCGAGACCUUGGUGAUGUACCCCAUUUACAGUGGGAUGGCCUAUGUUUCAGGCAGAUACUACGGAGCGACGCCCCAUGUCACAACAGAGAGAAUAACCUUUGGAGUCGUUCGUCCAUUUAACCAUCUGCAUAAAGUCCGUGAUGGAGUUUGGAGCGUCACGACAGGCCAUCAUCAUCUCACGAGCACUCCAGCGGAGCUGCGUCUGUACGCACUGACGCAAGACUUGGACUUCGUGGACAGCUCGUUUGAGCUUAACAUAGCAUGCCAGGGUUACUGCAUUUCCAUGAACAAGCAGCUGAAUGGCUGGAUGCGCGGCGCCCACGUUCUGGCAAGCGAUGAUGUGGAUGUGUUGGAUGCCCACGCUGCCACAGUCCUCGUGGGAUGGGAUCUGAAAGUUGAACCCGCUGGCAUAGUGAGGUACAAGUUUGAGACUGCCAGGCCAAAGUCUGGACAGUUGCUACACUGGGCUUAUGCUCAUCAUGUGAAGAUGCUGCAGCCCGAGCAGGCUGGCAAUGCCAAAGUGGCAGAAAAUCUCAGCGCAAGUCAGGCGCCAACAAAGGGACUUAUGCAAGGUGUUGUCGGCAAUACCUGGAUCUUGAAGGCGCCGCUGUACAAUGCGACAUCGCGGUUGGACUUCUUGCCCCCCACCGACUUCACCAAGCAGCGCAGAGGGCUGCUAGUCAAUGAAACCCGUGCUUCGCUGCGCUGGUUUAGCCAGCCGCUGCACGAGACAAAUCUCGCCGACCCACCGAACUGGCGGCACUCUAUGUUCAAGUCAGACUUCUACUUCAGCGGGAAAGGCUUCCAGAAGGUAGCGAUGAUAUGUCUGUUGGCGGAGGAACUGCUCACGCAGCAGGAGAUGGAAAUGUGCGCGAGCUGGCUGGGCACUGGCUUCCAGUGCAUCUUGAGUCAGUCCAAGGGUGAGUCCACAUCCUCGGAUUGCGUGGGCGCGCCUGGGGGCUUGUACUAUGAUGAAGUCUGGGGUGGUUUGCCCAGCCGGGUGGGCUACAACCAGGCCUCGAACGCAAACCCUGUCUUGCAUUGCCUGCUUGCGGACUUUGGGAACUCCUGCUACAACGACCACCACUACCACUUUGGAUACUUCGUCGUGGCCGCAGCAGUCCUGAUCAAACUGCAGCCGGAGUGGAAAGAGAAUUCUGGGUUUGUGGAUUUCGUGAGCGGGUUGAUUCGAGACACGUCCAACCCCAGCCGCGAUGAUCCUUUCUUUCCACGCUUCAGAUCUUUCGACUGGUUCGACCUGCAUUCCUGGAGCCGCGGACUUGCUCCCAAUCCGGAUGGCAAAGACGAAGAGUCAACAUCAGAGGAGCUCAAUCUGCAUUACGGUAUCUACCUGUGGGGCAGGGAGAUGGGCAACGAAAACUUGCAGCAGCUGGGCGCUACGAUGUUGGCCUUGGCAACCACGACGGUGCAAGAGUUCUUCUUGAUGGGGAAGAACAACCCGCACCAUCCACAAGACUACGCCAGGAACCGAGCACCUGGAAUGCUCCUCCAGAACAAGGCACAAUACGCGACUUACUUCGGCAACAAGUUCGAGUACAUACACGGAAUCCAGAUGAUCCCGCUUUCUCCUGCACUGCUGCUAGCUCGGACGCCGACCUUCAGCCAGCUUGAAUGGAGUGAAAUCCUUUGCCAUCUGCCUCUUUCACCGGCCGAUCCCUGGACUCCAGUGUUGCUCACUGGUGGUCUUGCGAUGUUCGACCGCGACAGGGCACUGGAGCUUCUGCUGCAAGUUCGGCAAGAGAGCAUGGAUGAUGGCCUCACGCGCGCAUGGGCCCUGUACUGGACUAGCGCACAGCCGCAGCGGCGCGAGACUUGGAGCUGUGGCAAGCCUCCGCAGCACACUCCUCGUGCAUGUCCGACAGGACACUAUCGUGAUGGUGCACAGUGCAUACAGUGCCCACCUGGCACAUGGAACAAUCUGCGGAACCAAACGAGCUUCAGAGCUUGCAAGCAGUGCGGAGCCGGACGCUACAGCUCUCAGGCAGGGCUCACCAGCAGCGAUUCGUGCACGCCGUGUCCUGCUGGGACCUGGUCAGCGGCAGUUGGCGCACAACUGCCCGGCGUUUGCAUACCUUGCAGCAGGGAUCCCAAUGCUCAUCCAUCCUGCUCAACGAGGACAGAGAGCGGCGAGAUCUCAGAAGGUGCAGGGAGCCAAAUACCUGCGACGAUGGAGGAGCAAAGCACAACGCCGCCAAAGGCAGUCAUGAUUGGAAGCCCCAUGUCUGCUGCCAGCCGCUACUCUUCUCCACGUCGAGCCGAAGCUCUCGCCGCCAUAAUGGCCUUGAGCUAUGCCUUCAGCAACCUAUUCGGUCCGUGA
Messenger RNA from Symbiodinium sp. CCMP2592, 4875 nucleotides. The record is from the annotation of a GenBank genome assembly. NCBI's taxonomy places the organism in Eukaryota, Dinophyceae, Suessiales, Symbiodiniaceae.